Penicillium concentricum is the source of this 399-nucleotide messenger RNA. RefSeq lists its product as uncharacterized. The record is from RefSeq and is a predicted model, not a curated record. Bases 1 to 399 code for a protein of 132 amino acids. The transcript has a single exon. NCBI's taxonomy places the organism in Eukaryota, Fungi, Ascomycota, Eurotiomycetes, Eurotiales, Aspergillaceae.
AUGGAUCCAUUCGAAGGCGGCCAGGAUCUCGAGCGACGCUUCAACAAGGCAUACAGAGACUUCAUAGUCACUAUGCAGAGUAUAAUCCACACACUACAAGAGGAUGGCUUCAGCAUGGAGAAUUGUUGGGAGGUCUGCGACCAAUUCGAUCUUCUUGAUUCCCUACUAGGUGAUCUGGAAGAACUGGGCCCGGAGAUGGUAUUGGAGACUCCACAACGAAGCGUCUUCCGUAGUAAACUCCGAUGCUACUUCCUGAGUCAUAGAUUCACGCUUGAUUGCCUUGGUGUUCAAACUGGCUUGGAUGAUAUUCGAGAUAUUUUGGCUGAGUGUUUUUAUGAUGACUGCUCUCAGGUUGCUUGUAUUGGGUUGGAAAGUCUCUUGGCCAGGAUUCCAUUCUAG